AAGAUGAAUUUUGAUAUAAGCAGGAGAUCGGACUCAGAUUGCUUCAUUCAUAAUCCAAAACAGUUUACCUCAGUUUGGUAAGAUGUUGAAAUUCUUCCUGCUUGUCACUCUGAUACCAGCCAUUUACAUGGCAGAUAUCAACUUCCGACGCUGUCCAAAUAAUGCUCCUGUGCCUCAAACCUUAUCGGUGGAGGGCUGCGCCGGAAAUAAAUGCAUCUUAAUUCCCGGAAAAUCGUUGCACUCCGUGGGCACCGACAUCAUUGGCCGUAUUAACAGCAAGACCGCCACCACCCGCAUAAUUGCUCGCACGCUGGGCAUUGACCUGGGAUACAGAGUUCCCCGGGAACUGGUCAACGCUUGCAAUGGAAGCAUUGUUGGCGGUUGUCCAAUCGUUGCCGGCCGGUCGUUCAACUACUCCGUUUACAUCGACCGGCUGGAAGUUCCGGCCUUUAAUAUACCGAUCGAAGUGGAGGUGAACCUUACCGGCGAUGGUGGUGUUCCGUUGGCUUGUGCGCGUUUCAAUGCCAGAAUUGGGAGCAAGUGAUGCGAGCUUCCGUCCGAGAUCGUUUGCUGUUGCCUCUAGUCAGGAGAUCAGAAAAUCAUAAAUGUGGAUAUUUUAGAUUUAGACUUUAAAAAUGCUGUGAAUACUCCAAAAUGGAUAUUAAUUUUUUGUACAUUAAUUCAAAAUAAAAACAAUUUAUUUUAAAUGUGGAAUAUUUGAUUAAAAUGUAAAUAAGGUAAGACGAUAUAAUGCGCCCCACCUGGCCAAAACGCCCCCUUUAGUUUUUAGAAAACAAUAACUAACUAAAGAUAAUAAUUAGUUGGUACCUCC
Messenger RNA from Armigeres subalbatus, 832 nucleotides. RefSeq names its product mite group 2 allergen Lep d 2-like. The coding region runs from base 83 to 544 and encodes 153 amino acids. The transcript has 2 exons. Lineage: Eukaryota; Metazoa; Arthropoda; Insecta; Diptera; Culicidae. The record is from RefSeq and is a predicted model, not a curated record.